This is a messenger RNA of Mercurialis annua (annual mercury), 1524 nucleotides long. RefSeq names its product abietadienol/abietadienal oxidase. The record is from RefSeq and is a predicted model, not a curated record. Gene Ontology annotation, biological process: brassinosteroid homeostasis; brassinosteroid biosynthetic process; multicellular organism development. The transcript is spliced from 8 exons. The coding region runs from base 95 to 1522 and encodes 475 amino acids. Gene Ontology annotation, molecular function: heme binding; monooxygenase activity; iron ion binding. Lineage: Eukaryota; Viridiplantae; Streptophyta; Magnoliopsida; Malpighiales; Euphorbiaceae.
CUUUGAUAUAUUGCACUAAUCGAAUCUUGAUUAGCAACAUAAGUUCAGACGUGGGUGCAAUAACUCGUUAACAUAGAAUAAUUUACAGAAGAAGAUGAUAGAAGCAAUAUUGAUAACAUUGGUGUGCAUAAUUACUUGGGUAUACUUAAGGAAGAAGAAGAAGAUAAAACAACCCUACAAAUUGCCGGCGGGAAGAAGAGGAUGGCCGGUGAUCGGCGACAGCUUAAGGUGGUAUAAAUCAGUUUCCGGCAGCUACCCUCCUCAAUUUGCUCAUCAGCAGGCCAGCCGUUAUGGGAAGAUAUUUUCAUGCAGUUUAUUUGGGAAAUGGACCGUGGUUUCCACUGAUUCCACAUUUAACCGUUUUGUUAUGCAAAAUGAAGGUAAACUGUUUAAAUCCAAUUAUCCCAAGUCAUUUACUGAUUUGGUCGGAAAAAAUGGCGUCAUUACGGUCCACGGAGAUCAGCACCGGAAACUCCAUGGAAUUGCUUCUAAUUUGUUGCGUAUUGAUAAGCUCAACGGUCGUUUCUUCGAACGCAUUCAGCUUGUAAUGCUUCGGAUUUUUGAUGAGUUUCGUGACCAGCAAGUCGUUCUCCUCCAAGAUGUUUGCAGAAAGGUUGCAAUCAGUCUAAUGGUGAAUCAGUUAGUAGGAGUAUCGAGUGGAUCAGAAAUCAGUGAGAUGGCUCAAUUGUUCUCACAUUUUGUUGAUGGAUGUUUAUCUGUUCCUAUCUAUUUCCCCGGUUCUUCUUAUUACACAGCUAUCAAGGCAAGGAAAAAGAUUAUAAGGAAGAUAGAGGAGAGGAUUAAGAAGUGUGAUAGCAGUGGAUUUGAAGAAAAUGGUGUGCUGGGAAGGCUUGUAAAUGAAGAAAAUUUGGAUAAUGAAGCAAUUAAAGAUUUUAUUUUAAAUCUUUUAUUUGCUGGAAAUGAGACGACUGCUAAAACAAUGCUUCUUGCAGUUUAUUUUCUUACUCAUUCUCCCAAAGCUAUGCACCAAAUUCUGGAAGAACAUCAUAAUAUUAGGCAUACCUUUGUUGGAGAUGAUGAAUUUCUAACUUGGCAACAUUACAAAGCAAUGCCUUUCACUCAAUGUGUUAUUGAUGAAACGCUACGAAUUGGUGGCAUAGCAAUAUGGUUGAUGAGGGAGGCGAAAGAGGAUGUCGUAUACCAAGAAUACGUAAUCCCGAAAGGAUGGCCGGUGAUUCCGUUUCUUUCAGCAGUUCAUUUGGAUGAAAAUUUGUACAAAGGAGCAUUAAGUUUUAAUCCAUGGAGAUGGAUGGAUUCAGAAUAUCAGGAAAAGAGAAAUUGGAGAAAUAGUUGUAUGUAUGCACCCUUUGGAGGAGGUCCUCGGUUCUGUCCAGGAGCAGACUUAGCUCGCCUUCAAAUUGCUCUCUUUCUUCAUUGUUUUUUAACCAAAUUCAGGUGGACUCAACUUAAGGAAGAUCGCUUGUCAUUCUUUCCCUCUGCUCGUUUAGUCAAUGGUUUUCAAAUUCGCUUGACCACAAUAUGUGCAUAUAAUGCUAGCUAGUU